AUGCAGUUGACUUUGCUCCACGCGCUUUUCUCAUUGGCCGCUGCUGGGAAGUUCCAUUCCCUCAGCCGGGCGACUCUGAGCGUGGACACGUCUACUUCAGUCAAUGCGAGCCGCUCCACACCAAUCUCGCUUUAUUCAAAGCCGCCAGCUUGUCACGAAAAGAAGGUCGUGGGCUCCAGUGACGACAAGUUCCUGCAGUGCCCGAAGGAGUGCCCAAUCUAUGCCGAUGACCGUGCAGAUGGGGUGGACUGCAACUUCGAGUGCGUGGAAGCAACUCCGAAGGCGUGUACGGCCGUGAACGCCAAAGAGCCUGUCCCUGAUGCCGAGCGUGGCAUCUGCCGCGCCUGCAUCAUCUACGGCUGCAAGACCUGCACCACGGAAGGUCAAGAUACUUGCGCUACCUGCGAGUCGGGUUUCAAGCUCAACGCCGCUGGAAAGUGUGAGAGCACCAACACGUACUACUGGUAUGCUCUCUUUGCAGUGCUUGGCCUUGUGGCUCUGUUCAUUGUCGGCUGGAUUGUCGACAUUGCUCGACGUCCCGUUGUCAACGCUCAAGGGCUCAAGGGCGCACUUGAUGCGCGCUCGCGUUCCAAGGUGCGAAUGCCCAAGCAGUUCGGCUCCGACGAAGGACGGGACCUUUACCCUCUGGACACCAACCUCCUGAAGACGCCUGUGGCCGGCAUUGGAGUGCAGCUCCACUUCAACUUCCAGUUCUUCCUCAUCGUGUGGGCGCUUGCAAUCGGCUUGGCUUGGCUGAUUCUUGCACUUUCUGUGGACGAUGCUCUGCUGAUCCUCGGAACUCGAAGGGCUAAGACGGCUCGACAGAACUGCAUUCUCGUUGCCUGGGGCUUCGAGACACAGCAGCGCUUGAUGUGGACGAAGAUCGACUUUGUGGUGUGCGCCUACAUCCUCACCUUCCUGGGCUGUUUGGCCUUUGGCGUCCGUCAGCUGCGCAUUUUCCAGAAGGUGGACAUGCAAAACUCCACCCACAAGGACUACGCCGCCCGAGUGCGCAACCUGCCGUUGAUGGAUGGCACAGAGCCCGUGGAGGAGGAGCUUAAGAAGCGGAUCGAGGAUACUACGGGGCAAAAGGUCGUCGGCGUCUCCGUAUGCUGGGACUUUCAGGAGCAUGAGGAUGAACUCAUGGAGCUCAUUGAGAGCAAACUCGUCGAGAAGGAGGAGAGACUUCACCCGGCUCCCGCGAGUGAGGAGGAGCAUCCCGAGCCCGAAAGUUUCUUUGCACGGAUGGAGCGCUCGAUGUUGGCAGCUGAUGCAGAGAAGGUUGUGGCCAAAGGCGAGAUGACCGAGGAGGAGCAAGAGCAAGCCAAACGGGAUGCUGCUGCCCAUGCCGGAGAAGAGGAGCACGUGGAAGAAUGCAAGGAGGUUGACGUCGUGGACAUCCUGAAGAGCAUCAAGACGUGCCCGGAUGCGUAUGCGAUCUUCGAGUCUGAAGCUGCGCGUGAUGCCGCAGUCGAGGCUGUCCAGAGUGGAGGCAUCGAGUUUGCAGGAAACACCAUUACCUUGAACGCGUCGCGAGUGGAGCCUCAGACGGUGAACUGGAGAAACUGCGCCAACACUGACCUCGUGGUGAAAGCCAAGCGCAUUGGUUUUGGCUUCCUCAUCAUGCUUGCUGGCCUCUCACUUUGGGUGGUGGCCUUCUAUCUGCCUUAUGCCUGGUUCACCCUGACGUUCAACUACUCCUAUGGCCAGGAGCCAGGAUUCGUGGCAGGGAUGACCUUCUCUAUGGUCGUUGUGGCAGGAAAUGCGUUGAUGUACUUGGUGUGCAGUGAAGUUGCAGACCGGACUAGGUUCAUCUAUGUGGAUGACAGGGAGGUGUGCUAUAUGCUGCUCUACUGCUUCGCAUGCGUCUUCAAUGUCGCCCUCGACCUGAUCACCACUUACAUGGUGGCCUACCGCAUCAAUGUCGGAUUGAGGAUGAAGACCUACGACGGCACUUUGCUGGAGAACCUUCAGGCCUUCUCCGAUCGCUUCGAGUCCUAUGCCAUGCAGCGGCUCCUGGCAAACAACCUGUAUGCCUAUGCCUUCCCGGCGACGUUCCUCAUCCCUUUCUUGAUUGAGCCAGUCGCGACCAUCUAUGCUCCUUACAAAAUGAUGCUGGCAAUUGUGCGUACGCAGCCUUCCAUGAAAGGCUUCAUGGCUGAGCGUUUGUUGGGAAGCUUGGUCUUCGACCUCUCCCGCUAUGCCGAUCUGAUGCUGGAUGUGAUGAUUGCCGUGUUGAUUUUCUUCUUCCCCGGUGGUUUCAACAUUCAGAUGUUCGUUGGCCUUGCCGGUUCGCACUUGUACAUCUACUUUUUUGACCACUACCGCGUGCUGCGAUCCAUCCAAAGCUGCAACUACGCAGACAAGAUGGUUGACUGGUGGUCUCAGUGGAUGAUGUGCAUCCCCUGCGGCUUCAUGCUUGCCUGUGUCGUCUUCAAGGCCAAUUGUCAGGAAGGGUACCCCUGCGUGGAUGGUGACACUAUGAUCGCUGGUUGCGUGCUCGCUUUCUUUGGCCACAUCCUGCUCCAUACGUUGGCUAUCAAGUUCGUCGUGCCAAUGUUCGGCCUUUAUGGAGAGUCCGACGGAGCAGAGACCAACACUUACAAAGACUGCUCCAAGCGAAUCCCAUGCUCUUGGUUCACUGCGAACCCAGUCUUCUGCUUGCGCUCGCAGUACAUCUACAAGCACAGCCCUCCCUGCACCUUCUGCCUCCCCGGCAAGGAGCAUCUUCUGGAAGUGAACGAGGACAUCGGCCUCUACUUUGAUGAUGCCCCGGCCAAGGAAGAGGACUACGAUGCCCCUCAUGUGGAUGUUGAGGCGGUGAAGGCCAACCUCCACGAUCUCCGCGGCAAGGCUUCGGAGAGCUUCGAGCAACUUCGGGGAAAGGCAAGCGGACAAUUGGAAGAACUCCGCGGCAAGGCAUCAGGACACUUCGAGGAGCUGAACAAGCAGAUGUCUGGCCGCUUUGAGGAUUUGCAGGGCAAGAUGUCCGGGAUGUCUGCUGGCAUGUCCAGCACUUUCGAGGACAUGCAGGGCAAGAUGACUGGCAUGUCUGCUGGAAUGUCAAGCACCUUCGAGAAUUUGCAGGGCAAGAUGACUGGCUCUGGCUCCUGGUUCGCGAGCAAGGAGAAGGAGAAGGAGGAAGAGACGGAAGCUGCUGGCUCCGGCGAGACCGGACAGCACCUGCUGCGCAAUCCUGGCAUCGUUGACAAGAUCUUGAAUGCUGCGGACCUCAAGCCUAGUGACACUGCCUUUGAGAUUGGCCCAGGAACAGGCAACCUUACCCAGAAGCUCGUGGAGAGCUGCAAGAAGGUCAUUGCCUGUGAGAUCGACCCGCGCAUGGCAGCAGAGGUCCGUAAGCGGAUCGCCUCAACGGGGCGCACCAACUUAGAGGUCAAAGAAAAUGACGUCCUGAGGGAAAAGUGGCCCAUCUUCGAUGUCUGUGUUGCGAAUUUGCCCUACCAGAUCUCCUCGCCGUUCACUUUCAAGCUGCUAGCGCAUCGGCCAGCCUUCCGCUGCGCGGUGCUCAUGUUCCAAAAAGAGUUUGCCGAGCGAUUGAUAGCCAAAGUUGGUGAGUCCCAGUAUGGACGCCUCGCUGUCAACACGAGCUUGUUUGUGAAGGUCAGCUGUGUCUGCAAGGUCGGGCGAAUGAACUUUACACCACCGCCGGAAGUCGACUCGAUGGUAGUCAAGAUCGUGCCGAGAUUUCCCCCGAUCGAGGUUGACUUCCGAGAGUGGGAUGGCCUUAUGCGGAUAUGCUUCGGGCGGAAGCGAAAAACCCUCCGAUCGUCUUUCUGCAUGUCCUAUACUCUGAAGACUUUGGAGGACAACUACACCACAUGGUGCGCCUUAGCGGGCUGCAAGCCAGACAGGAGAAACAUGAAGGACAAGGUGGUGGAGGUCUUAGCGGCUUUGAAGCUGGCUGACAAGCGGGCUAUCAAGAUCGACUUGGACACCUACUUCAAGCUGCUCCUGGAGUUCAACAAGCGUGGAAUUCACUUCACCAACAUCAACGUCGGUGCGAAGAUUGGUGAAUCUGAUGCACCACAGCUGCCAGAUGAUCUCUUCAUGGAAGAUAACGAUGACGGCGACGAGGAGAUGGAAGACUGA
Messenger RNA from Symbiodinium sp. CCMP2592, 4110 nucleotides. NCBI's taxonomy places the organism in Eukaryota, Dinophyceae, Suessiales, Symbiodiniaceae. The record is from the annotation of a GenBank genome assembly.